AUGGUCUGGACCAUUCCUUUACCCAGAGCUACAGUGAGAGUAACACCAGACAGAUCUGUGCUCAUUGGAGAGACAGUCACUCUGAAGUGUGAGAUAGAUCAGUUCAGAUCAUUAAACUGGAGAUAUCAGUGGUAUAAAAACACAACUGCAGUGUUAAACUUUGAGAAUUACACUGUAAACAGAGACUCUCUCAAUAUCACUGGAGUUACUGAAUCUGAUAAGGAUGAGUUCAGCUGUAGUGCAGAGAUACACGGACGACCAAAGACUUCACUAUCAAGCUCUGCUGUUCAUCUCAUUGUAAAAGGUAAAGUCUCUCAGUCUCCCUCAGCUGUCAGUCCACAGCAAAACAUCAGUCGGACAUCAGAUCAGAAACAAAGUGAAGAUGUUUACACUCCGCUGCAGUUUGAAAGACCAACACCUCAAGUGUUUGUUUGGCCUGGUGAUCAUGUAUACAGAGGAGAAACUGUCAAUCUCAUAUGUGUCAUCAAUAGAGGAGGAGUCUGCGGCGGGCAGUACAGCUGGUAUAAAGAUGAUUCAAUCAUCCAGCAUUAUGAACAGAUUUACAUAAUCAGAUCUUUUAAUGAGUCUCACGCAGGUAAAUACACCUGUAGAGGAAAUGAGACCAAUGGAUUACAAUACUCAGACAUCAGAAAUGCAGUUACACUGAGAGUAUCAGGAUCUUCUGGUCUGAUAGUUGGAGUGGUUGUCGGACUGAGCGUCUUGUUUUUAAUCAUUUUCUUGGUUUUGCUGUGGUGGUACAAAAACAAAAAAGGUAAAGUCUCUCGGUCUGCCUCACCUGUCAGUCCACAGCAGAACAUCAGUCCGACAUCAGAUCAGAAACAAAGUGAAGAUGUUUACACUCCACUGCAGUUUGUACAUGCUGAUAUUUAUGACUCUAUUGGUGCAACAGAUAAUAAAGACAAAAACUCAGACAAUGUAAGUGAAUCAGAGAGGAGAUAAAGAUUGCUUCUGGAUCUGUUUAUUUGACUUAAAACACGAGAAAGAGGAGAAAAAGACGGCAAUACAUUAACUAAUGUUUAAUAUUAUUAAUACAAACCUUCAUGUGCUUCAGAGUCAAAUCUUGCAAAUCUUUGAUUCUCUAAUAGCAAACGAUUUUGUGUCAUUAUCAGCAGUGUAAUGAUUUCGGACAGACUGUAAAGUUAAUGGAAAUAUGAGAGUUAUGAGAGAGUUAUCUUUUUUAUAAACUUUUUAUAUGUUGACUUGAUGUUUAAUUGUUUAACAGGUGAUAUUCAUAUGAUAGCUAGUUAGUUACAGUCAUAACAUUUGUUCUCAGCUACUGAAGUGUCUUGUGAUAAUUUUGGCCUUUGCCAGUUACAAUCACCUGGAGAGUAAAGAAAACAGGAUUGAUUAUUACCAUUAUGUCUUGAUCUGAGAAGUUUAAAGAUAACAUGACUGUAAAUAUGUUGAAAGGAUACUCCAGUCAAAUAUCAAAAUUAUCCCAUGAUUUAUUCACCAUCAAGCAAUCCAAGACAAAUAUAUCCAUCAUCUUUUUCUCUUUUCAAAGACUGAACUCUUUUGGCUCGGCUGCCUUAGAAGAGUCGACUCCUAAAUGGUUUUUCAUUAAGUAUCACUCAGAGCUUCUAUAUUAGCCCAAUUUACCAGUUGUGAAUGUUUUGUCUGUUGGUAGGCAAUUUUUAAUUCAGUGUUUUCAUAAAAGCCUCAUUUUUAUGCAUUUCUUUGUUACAAAAAUACACCAAUUCAUGUUCCGUUUACAUUUUUUCAAAAUGAUAGUUGAUUAGCUGUAAUCACAAGCUACCUUUUUACAAAAAUUCAUCACUUUCAUAUGUAACUAGAACCGACAAUCGGUCCGGCAUGCAGGUUUACCACACUGCUUUCACACACAAGCUGGCCUCCAUUACAAACUCAAACGGCAUCGCAAUACUGUCAUGGAAAAGCGAAAGCAGCAUUAUGGGAUUAAAUACCUUUGUUUAAACGGUGGUCUAAAAAUCUGAAAUAUUCUAAUUAUUGCUAAUACUGAAGUCUAGCCAGUUCCUGUUCCCGUCUGUGGUUUUCCCUGUUGUUUCCUUGUCUUUGUUUUUUGAGGGCUUACCAGUGUUUUUGACCUCCGCAUGUUUUUCGGACUUAUGAUUGUGUAUUACUCUUUUAUAAAGUUUGCAUUUGGAUCCCCAUUCUUUUUGUCCUUGUGUAGACUGUGAUGAGGUCAAAUGAGGUGGGUCAAAAAGAUCUUUUAUUUAUUUAUCUUUUAAUUUGAAUGUAUUACUACAGUUUUUAAAAAUAGAAGA
Molecule: messenger RNA, 2264 nt
Organism: Paramisgurnus dabryanus
Lineage: Eukaryota; Metazoa; Chordata; Actinopteri; Cypriniformes; Cobitidae
Source: RefSeq, a predicted model, not a curated record